AUGGAGCAAUGUACCACUACAUUCGUAUCAAGCCCAGCAAUCUCCGUACCAUCUCUUCCUCCUCCUCCAUAUCAUUCCACCGCUAUUCCCACGCAACUAAACGAACCUCUCAACCAACGGUUCCCUUCUUGCAAUAUUAAUAUGAAAUUAAUUGAUUCAUUACCUUUAGUAUUUUUCCAUUCUAUACACGUUAAGUAUGGUACUGUGGUACCAUGGGCACGCCAUGCGUAUGCUCCUUCAUUGUUGCUAUAUUUCUCAGCGAUGGAAGGUACCAAUGUUGCAUUUUCGCUAUGCUUAAUGGCUGGUUCAGUAUUAACUUAUGAUCUGAUAAAAAUGAUUUCUGGUAGUUUUGCUCAUCAUCAAUAUCUUCCGCCAACACAUAUUGGUAGAGACAGCUGGAUGAAUCGGAUCGCCGUCUGUACGGUAUUCCUGCUUCUGAAGACGCUCUUUUAUCAGGCAUCGUUUGUGCUAACCAAACAUAUGGGAAGAGAUGUGGACCAUGUGCAAAUAACUUUUGUAUUUGUGGUGAGUACAGUGUUGCUGUGGUGGGGAUGUUGCAACCGGACAGUCAGUAACGAUAAAAGACGGCACAAUCAUCCUUCAGCUACUUCGGAAGAAACCGGUGCUGCUAUAACACCGAUAAAUGGUGUAACACGAACUACAAAAAUAGCUGGCGAGGAUGCAUUAUCGAAAUCACAAUCAGUUCCUCGUACAUCGUCCGAAAAAUCGAUAGAAGCAACACAGCCAGAAACCAUGAAAGUGAUUCCUCAAUCACGUUCGAAAUCAAAAUCAUUAAAAUUAGAAAAUUUGGAUCAAUCACAACCUGAAGAUGUUAUUGUUGCAUGUAAGGAAGAGCAAGAUUCAUUUGCUACGCAUAUUCCCAAGAAAAGAGUUGCUAGAAGAAGCAUAGAGAUUAAAUCAAGGCCACCGGUACGUUGUGAUCGCGAUGACUACAAGACAAUUCCGACACAUAUGUUGCCUCCUUCAACUGAUGACCUUUAG
Acanthocheilonema viteae is the source of this 1002-nucleotide messenger RNA. Lineage: Eukaryota; Metazoa; Nematoda; Chromadorea; Rhabditida; Onchocercidae. The record is from the annotation of a GenBank genome assembly.